Messenger RNA from Sinocyclocheilus grahami, 1150 nucleotides. It is a transcript of the gene gabarapb, whose product is annotated as GABA(A) receptor-associated protein b. Bases 163 to 516 code for a protein of 117 amino acids. Lineage: Eukaryota; Metazoa; Chordata; Actinopteri; Cypriniformes; Cyprinidae. The record is from RefSeq and is a predicted model, not a curated record. The transcript has 4 exons.
UGUGUGGUUUUCGGGAAAGAUUCAGUAUUGAGUUAACAAAAAUAAUGUAAAUAUAGCGCGUCCGUAUCAAUGCGCAGAAGGGAGAGCGCAGCAGCUGUGUAUGAAGCGCUUGGUCACAUCUGUGUGUUUGUGUAAGACUAGUUUACUCUUCCUUUAACAACCAUGAAGUUUCAAUACAAAGAAGAGCAUCCCUUUGAGAAGAGGCGAUCGGAGGGUGAGAAAAUCCGGAAGAAAUAUCCAGACAGGGUUCCUGUAAUUGUGGAAAAAGCUCCUAAAGCCAGAAUAGGUGACCUAGACAAGAAGAAAUACCUGGUCCCCUCUGACCUGACGGUGGGCCAGUUUUACUUUCUCAUCCGAAAGCGAAUCCACCUGAGAGCCGAGGAUGCUCUGUUCUUCUUCGUGAACAACGUCAUUCCCCCGACCUCCGCCACCAUGGGCCAGCUGUACCAGGAACAUCACGAAGAAGAUUUCUUCCUUUACAUCGCCUACAGUGACGAGAGUGUGUAUGGAGAAUAGAGCCUCAUCUCCUCUCCUUCUUCCUUUUAAAACAAUAUAUAGACGUCAUGCUGGCAGCCUAGCGCUCUCAGAACUGAAGUAUCAGAUGCACUUUUGCUUAAAAUUUAUCAUAUCUCCUUUUGUGUUUUUAUCAUUCGGCCUGACAUUACAUUCUGAUGUUUAUUAAGAAUUUACUAAGAAGCCGUAUUUCAUGGUUCUUACAAAGCUCUAAUAGAAUGAAAAUGCCACUGAUGCUGUUACAAUUCAAAUUGAUUUCCCCUUGAAUGCAGUUGUGCAUCCAUUAAUAAUAAUAAUAAUAAUACGCCUAGUCAAGCUCAUUUCAAACAUUUCUGAUUAUAAGUGAGCGUUUGCUCUUCUAGAUGGUUUCUAACUAGCAUGUGCAGUCCAGCACUCGCUGGUCGGACGAGAAAUGGGACUACAGUGUAUUCUGUUAUCAGCUAAGUCUAAUAUGCUGUUGUUACCUUGAUUUGCUUUUAUUAUUGUACCUAAAUGAAUGUAGAUGGGUCGAUUUAUUUUAAGUUGUAUAUCUGAAGUGCAAGUUUUAUUUGCAGUUUUGUUUGUUUUUUAAAUCUUGGUAUUCAGUUGUAUUUCUGGUACCCCUGACAAAUGACCGUAUAAACCAAAUGCACACCAA